AUGGCUGCGAACAAGCAGGCCGGGACGCCGACUCCCUCUAGGGAUGGCGACUUUCCCAGUGCGCUGUUCCCGCCGGGUCCGCCCAGUAUCAUCUCCUCGAGAAUGACGGAUAUUGCCUCCAACGAUGGAGAUGGACACUCGGCCGAACAAACGACGAUCGGCGCUGGCGGAAGCGCAAAUCCUCAGCGGAGGAGUAUCCUGGCAUCCGAUUCACGCCCAGGAACGGCCAAAACUGGACUAUCUUCAUCGCGAGGUGCGUGGUCCCAAGGAGUACCGCUGAGGCGCCAGUUUCCCAGAGGAAGCAUCACAGCUAGCAGCGCGGCAGGCUCGACUACCAGCGGCCGACCCCCAAGCUCGACGAGCCGGAGUCAUGUUCCCUCCCUCACUUCUCAUGCUUUCUUCCAUCCCAUGAGCUCUCAGAAGCUGCAGGCGCAACGAGGAGCAUCUGCCCGGCCGCUGACGGGGAACCGACAAACCGGCACCAUGGACGACGUUGCUGCCGAAAACCGUGCCAAUGUCGCACAGCAGCGCGGCACUACGGCAAGCCCCAUCAGUCGUCUGGCUCACCAGCUCGCAAGCAGCGAUGAUGGGGAAGCACGACGUACUGGAUCCAGAGGGACGGAGAUGACAGAGCAGGAGACUUAUGACAGAUUCACCGCCAACACUAGCCCCACCCGUGGUCAUUAUCCCGCUGGUAGUACCAGUGAGAGUAUGCGCCCGCUGCAACGCAAUAAACCGAACCAGGCUCUUAGCGUCGACGUCGACGUCGACAAGGGCAAGGACUACCCGGACGGCUUGAACAUGCCUACUCCGAUCAAGUCGCCGCGCUCUUUCCGAUCGAGUUUCCUGCUUCCUAAGGGGGAGUCUUCAGAAAAUGCGUCCAAUCGUAAAAUGCCCGGCGCAGAGAAGCUCUCCUCGGGCGCCUCGUCUCCACGACUGACCCCAGCAGCGACCCCCUCGCGCAACGACAAGGCUCCAGACGUGAAAGACAAAGCUCUCAACCUGGGUCGAAAUCACGAGUAUUUCGAGGGAAACACCGUCUUCUGCAUCGGCGGUCGUCUGCAGAAUACGAAUCACCGCCCCAUCAACGUAGCAACUGGGUUGCUUGUUGUCAUUCCAGGCGUCCUGUUCUUUAUCUUCUCCGCUGAAUACUUGUGGUACAAUAUCUCGCCAGCCUUGCCGAUAGUGUUUGGCUACAUUUACUACAUUUGUGUAUCGUCAUUCCUUCAUGCGUCAGGCUCCGACCCAGGGAUCUUGCCGCGCAAUCUACACCAGUUCCCCCCUCUCGAAGAAAACGCCGAUCCUCUACGUUUACCACCGCCAAUGAACGACUGGACUCUUGUUAAGUCAGCAGAGUCUAGUACUGCUGCUAUGGAGGUUCCGACGAAGUACUGCAAGACUUGCAGUAUAUGGCGACCACCGCGGGCUCAUCACUGCCGUCUUUGCGAUAACUGCGUGGAGACACAAGACCAUCACUGUGUCUGGGUUAACAACUGUGUCGGGCGCCGUAACUACCGAUAUUUCUUCACCUUUGUGGCGUCCAUGAUGUUGCUCGCCAUCAUUUUGUUCGCUGCAUCUCUGGCUCAGGUGUUUGUGUAUGCGAACCAGCAUGGCGGUGAUGUUGGGGCUGCUAUUAACCACUUCCGAGUUCCAUUUGCUAUGGUGAUCUAUGGCAUCAUCGGAUUCCUUUACCCUGCGGCUCUGACGGGCUACCACUUGUUUCUCAUGGCCAGGGGCGAGACGACGCGGGAAUUUCUCAACUCCCACAAGUUUUUGAAGAAAGACCGAUACCGAGCGUUCACGCAAGGUAGCAUGUGGAAGAACUGGAUCGUCGUUCUUUGCCGGCCGCGACCACCCACGUAUUACAAGUUUAAGAAUCGGUUCGAGGAGGGAGAUCAGCGUCUCGGAAGUCGAAAAGUCCAGCGCAAAGCCAUGGGUCCCGCCGUUGGGCAAGAAAUGGAGAUGCAGAACGUGCAGCCAUCUUCAUCGGGAUUCCACGGUCCGACUGCGUUACGCAACAACAACAACAACAAUAACAACAACGACCACAACCACAAUGAUGACGACAAUAUUUCUAAUCGGCCGUGA
This is a messenger RNA of Pseudomassariella vexata, 2088 nucleotides long. RefSeq names its product palmitoyltransferase ERF2. The coding region runs from base 1 to 2088 and encodes 695 amino acids. Gene Ontology annotation, biological process: protein targeting to membrane; peptidyl-L-cysteine S-palmitoylation. NCBI's taxonomy places the organism in Eukaryota, Fungi, Ascomycota, Sordariomycetes, Amphisphaeriales, Pseudomassariaceae. The record is from RefSeq and is a predicted model, not a curated record. Gene Ontology annotation, molecular function: protein-cysteine S-palmitoyltransferase activity. Gene Ontology annotation, cellular component: endoplasmic reticulum; Golgi apparatus. The transcript is spliced from 2 exons.